Dentiscutata heterogama is the source of this 292-nucleotide messenger RNA. Lineage: Eukaryota; Fungi; Glomeromycota; Glomeromycetes; Diversisporales; Gigasporaceae. The record is from the annotation of a GenBank genome assembly.
AUCAACUAAAAAUAGUAAAAAAAAAAGUCAAGAUUUGCUUGAUGAUUCUGAUAUUGAAGAUACCAAUAUUGACUUUUAUCUUGAGAAAGAACUUGAUGAAGAGCUUUUGCAGUUUGGCAUAGAAGCAGAGGAUAUAGAUAUAAAGAAUGAACUAAUGAUAGAAAAUCUUUUUAAUAUUCAAAUAUAUAAACAAAAUCAAGAGAAAACAAUUAAAAAAAGUUCGAUUGAUUAUUCUCAACUAUCUACUAAUACUACCGAAGAUUGGUUAAUUGACAAUAUCUUCAAAUUAUAG